This is a messenger RNA of Raphanus sativus (radish), 1187 nucleotides long. RefSeq names its product CAAX prenyl protease 2. The transcript has 8 exons. The record is from RefSeq and is a predicted model, not a curated record. NCBI's taxonomy places the organism in Eukaryota, Viridiplantae, Streptophyta, Magnoliopsida, Brassicales, Brassicaceae. Gene Ontology annotation, cellular component: endoplasmic reticulum membrane. Gene Ontology annotation, molecular function: metalloendopeptidase activity. Gene Ontology annotation, biological process: CAAX-box protein processing. The coding region runs from base 96 to 1034 and encodes 312 amino acids.
ACUCCUUCGUCAACACCAGCGAAGAAAAGCCGGUGACUUCCACAUUCACCCGGUUGAUUUCUUCUCGCCGGAGCUUUCUCCACCUCCUUCUGAACAUGUCUUCCGAUGGAGAUAACAACAACAUCUCCACGCCGGUGGCGGUGGCGUCUUGCGUCGCUAUGGCACUGUCCUACGUCUUGAUCCUCUACGCUCCCACCGUGAUCCUCCGCCUCCCGUCGCCUUCUUCCUUCUCUCACUUCAUGAUUCGCCGAUUCAUCUGCGCAGCCAUCUCAACCACCGCGUCUCUCCUAUUCACAGCUUUUAUACUACUCCCUAUAAAAAGCUGGGAGGCCUCUGUCAUACUUGGAGCUUUUGGGAUAAGGAAAGAUCAUCUUUGGCAAGGAGUGGUGUAUCCUCUUCUGUUGACCUCGCUCAUCUACGCUGGAUCUUUGGUCUUGAACUUGGUAUCACUCAUCGAAUCAUGCAAAGAAAGUGGUGGAGGUUUUAGUAAAGUCUUAACCUUUGUCCAAGCAAUCCCUGCUUGCAUCCUGAUGUGUGCUUCUGAUGUUUCCUUUUUGCGCAAUCUUGUUGUGGCACCGUUAACUGAGGAGCUGGUUUUCAGGGCAUGUAUGGUACCUUUGCUUCUCUGUGCUGGAUUCAGGAGUUACAGCGCUAUCUUUCUCUGCCCAAUUCUCUUUAGCUUAGCCCACUUGAAUCAUUUUAGAGAAACGUACAUCAGGCACAACCGCAGCUAUAUCAAGGCCUCACUGAUUGUUGGUCUUCAGCUUGGCUACACUGUCGUUUUUGGUGCAUUUGCAUCAUUUCUCUUCAUCAGAACCGGACAUCUCGCUGCUCCACUCUUUGCUCAUAUAUUCUGCAAUUACAUGGGGUUGCCUGUGGUGAUACACUCACGUGGAAAAGGUUUGGUGAGUUUAGCUGCCUUGGUCGGUGUGAUUGGCUUCGUCACACUUCUCUUUCCUUUAACAGAGCCUCUCAUGUACAACGAUAGAACCAACAAUUGUCCGUGUUGGCUUGCCUAUUGUUUGUGGAAAUGAACCCUUUUUUUCCAUUUUCCACUGAUCAUGUUUUUUUUUUUUUUGUCAACUCCACUGAUCAUAUCUUAUUUUUGUGUUUUUAACAGAUUGUGGUCCGUUUAUCAAGUUGCUUUUGACAGACGUUGUUUAUAAAAAAAGUUAUUCUUAGGUUCA